GGUAGUUUGACAUGUCGGCGCAUCCUGCUGGAGCAGCAUCAUGGUCCAGGUCGAGGCCCGGAGCGGUGCGGGCCAUCGGGGCGGAGGCUCUGGUGGCGCUGCUGGAGGGCGGGCUGGACCGCGUGCUGCUGAUCGACAGCCGCUCCUUCGUGGACUACAACUCCUCGCACAUCCUGGAGGCCGUCAACGUGAACUGCUCCAAGCUGAUGAAGAGAAGGCUGCAGCAGGACAAAGUGCAGAUCGCUGAGCUGCUGCAGCACUCAGCCAAGAAGAAGUUGGAGCUGCAGGGCGAUCAGGACGUUGUUGUUUACGAUCAGAGUUCUUCAGAUCCGAUGUCUCUGAGUUCUGAGUGUUUCCUCAGCGUCCUGCUGGGGAAGCUGGAGAGGAGCUUCCCCUCCGUCCACCUGCUGUCAGGUGGCUUCUGUGAGUUCUCCCAGCUGUUCCCUGGUCUGUGUGAGGGGAGGUCCUCUCUGGUUCCCUCCUGUAUGUCUCAGCCCUGCCUGCCCAUCGCCAACAUCGGGCCGACCUGCAUCCUGCCUCACCUGUACCUGGGCUGCCAGAGAGACGUCCUGAACAAGGAUCUGAUGCAGCAGAACGACAUCGUGUACGUCCUGAACGCCAGCAACACCUGCCCCAAACCGGACUUCAUCCCGGAGUCGCACUUCCUCAGAGUUCCCGUCAACGACUCGUUCUGCGAGAAGAUCCUGCCCUGGCUCGACCGCUCCGUGGACUUCAUCGAGAAGGCCAAAGCGUCCGACGCCCGCGUCCUCGUCCACUGUCUGGCCGGGAUCUCACGCUCAGCCACCAUCGCCAUCGCCUACAUCAUGAAGAGGAUGGACAUGCCGCUGGACGAGGCGUACAGGUUUGUGAAGGAGAAGCGUUCGACCAUCUCUCCGAACUUUAACUUCCUGGGUCAGCUGCUGGACUUCGAGAGGAAGAUAAAAAGUCCUGAAGCUAAAACAAAGUGCGGCGGUGAAGUCCUCGUUCCGCACGACGACGUGCAGCCCGCCGUGCGUCCGGAGGCCGCCGCGCCCCUCGCCCCGCUGGAGCCGCUCACUCUGCCGUGCGUGUUGGCCGACGCCCCCGAGGAGCGCCUGCUGGCUCAGGCGCUGAGCGGCCUGCAGCUCGUCGAUGCUCCUGAAGACAGCGCCCGGCUGAAGCGCUCCUUCUCCCUGGACAUAAAGUCGUACGGCGAGCCAGGCGGGAGCGCUCCUCACCGUGUGUUCGUGCCUCACGGAGCACCGGGCGACGCCGCCGAGUUUUUCAAACCGUCCGGCUUCAAGGAGGCGAGCGGUAAGCCGUGCCAGUUCUCGCCGGUGGAGGAAGUGUCGGAGCAGUCGACGCCGGAGCAGAGCCCCGACAAGGAGGAGGCGGGUGCUUCGCAGCGAGCCCCCCCGCCGGCCUCCUGCAAACCUUCACCUGCGGCGCCGAACUGCUCGUUGCACCGGAGCGGCAGCAUGGAGGAGAACGCCACCAGCUUCCUGUUCGGCCUCUCCCGCAGCCAGCAGCACCUCGCCAAACCGGGCUCCGGUGGCGCCCUGAAGGGCUGGCACUCGGACAUCCUGCUGGGCCCCGUCACCGUCUCCACCUCGUCGCUCGCCGGCGGCUGGUACCUCUCCUCAGACUCCACGCGCUUGUACUCCACCUCGGCUAUCCUGAGCGGCGGCAGCUUCGCCUACAGCUGCAGCCACGGGCUGGAGGCGGUGCGGCGCCGCAGCCGGCAGAGGACGGGCGACCGCGGGGAUUCGAGGAGGAGCUGGCACGAAGAGAGCAGCUUCGAGAAGCAGCUGAAGAGACGCAGCUGUCAGAUGGAGUUCGGAGACGCGAGGACGGACGGGCGGUCGAGGGAGGAGAUGGGGAAGAGUCCGGCGAGCUUCUCCGGCAGCAUGGAGGUCAUCGAGGUCUCCUGAGGCUUUGAUGGCGUCAACGUCUUGCAGAGAGACGGGCAACGCACAUCGGGCGCUCACACCGCCGAGCCGAGUCCGCCGGCAACACACAUUUACUGUUUGGUUAUAAAAUGUGAGACGUGAACAGUGUCAGUUCUGAAGUCUUUAACACAAAGCAGCAGAAACUUUGAAUCGUUGCAGAUAAAGUUCAGACUUCAGACACAACAAAUAACUUGAUGUGAAAUUAACACAAUACAUAUGAAUAAUAAUGAAUCUAGUGAGAGACGUGUUUAUAUCUAAAGACGCUGACCUUUUCUUCUCAUAUUCAAUAAUAAUAAUAAUAAACUUUGUUCGUAUAGAACCUUUCAUACUAGAGAUGCACAAAUUUAAAAUAAGUAAAAAAUAAACGGACAGAAAAGUUAAAUGUAAUAUAAAUUCUUUAUUAUAUUUCAGGAAGAAACUGAAUAAAUAUAAUGUGAGAAGGAAAACUACGAGCACAAUCAAGUAUUUGUUAUAAAUAUAAAGAAGAUUUAAUAAACUCACUUUUAUUGAUAAAAGUGAGUUUUCAUGUGAAGUUUAUCCUGUUCGACAUUUGAUCAAAGUCUGUCCAACUUUACACGAUCAGAACAAAUGUUUUAAUUCCUGAAUGUUUGAGGAACAAAUGUGUUGAAAUUCAUGCUUUUCGGUUGCCGAGCGUCGCCGAGCGUCCGGUGUGUGUUGCAGUAAGAACUCUUGAGUUUGAGACAAAAAGGAUGACGUACAUUUGUCCCACACUGACUCCGAGUCUUUGAACGCCUCGUCCUGUUUGUGGAGGAGCUGCUCGUCUUCAUGGUUUUUGUUGUCGGGACUGAAGUGUUGAUGUUGAACUUGAUCCUCGUUGUGUUUUGGGAUAAUGUUGCACUGUGGUGUGCAGAAUGAUGAUUAAAAUGUAUAAAAUUAUGA
Messenger RNA from Cottoperca gobio, 2828 nucleotides. RefSeq names its product dual specificity phosphatase 16 (gene dusp16). The coding region runs from base 12 to 1910 and encodes 632 amino acids. The transcript is spliced from 6 exons. Gene Ontology annotation, cellular component: cytoplasm; nucleus. NCBI's taxonomy places the organism in Eukaryota, Metazoa, Chordata, Actinopteri, Perciformes, Bovichtidae. Gene Ontology annotation, biological process: peptidyl-tyrosine dephosphorylation; negative regulation of MAPK cascade. Gene Ontology annotation, molecular function: protein tyrosine/threonine phosphatase activity; MAP kinase tyrosine phosphatase activity; MAP kinase tyrosine/serine/threonine phosphatase activity. The record is from RefSeq and is a predicted model, not a curated record.